AGGCGGCAGUACCUUGGACAGAGCCACCGCGACUCACGGAGCCCGCCCGGGAGCCGCUCCGGAGCGCCUCGAGGAGCAGAACUGAGGCGUGAAGCUCCAUAAGUGCCCCCAAGUGGCUUCAAUUUCUGUCCUCAACAAAAGAUACCAAAAAGAAAUGCAGGAAUGCCUAUCCUAGAAAAAAACAUGCAGAAGAAAGAGAAAGAUACCUGCAGUAAAGAUGAGACAGCAGUGCCAAAACUUCCAGUCCCACCACUGCAACAGACCUUAUGCAUGUACCUACAGUGCAUGAAACACUUGGUGCCAGAGGAGCAAUUUAGAAAGACCAAGGUAAUUGUGGAGCAGUUUGGAAUUGCAGGAGGCCUGGGGGAAUCUCUGCAGCAAAUCCUCGAGGAAAGAAGGGAAAAGACAACAAAUUGGGUGUUUAACUACUGGCUAGAUGACAUGUACCUCAACAACCGGCUUGCUCUUCCAGUCAAUUCCAGCCCAGCAAUUAUCUUUGCUCGUCAGUAUUUCAAAGAUGUAAACGACCAGCUGAGGUUUGCUGCCAAUCUCAUUUCAGGCGUGCAAGACUAUAAAGCUUUACUGGACACCCAUGCUUUACCUGUUGAUUUUGCUCGUGGACAGCUGUCUGGUCAUCCUCUCUGUAUGAAGCAAUACUAUGGACUCUUUUCUUCCUAUCGUCUUCCAGGACAUACCAAAGAUACCCUUGUGGCCCAGAAAAGCAGUGUAAUGCCAGAACCAGAGCACAUCAUUGUUGCUUGUAACAAUCAGUUUUUUGUUUUGGAUGUUGUCAUUAAUUUCCGUCGUCUCAGUGAGGGAGAUCUUUUCACUCAGUUACGAAAGAUAGUCAAAAUGGCAGAGAAUGAAGAGGAAAUGCUGCCUCCAAUUGGCCUGCUGACAACAGAUGGAAGAACAGAGUGGGCAGAGGCCAGGACAAUCCUUAUGAAAGACUCUACUAACCGCGACUCUCUCGACAUGAUUGAACGGUGCAUAUGCCUGGUGUGCCUGGACAGCCCAAGUGGAGUGGAACUCAAUGAUACAAACAGGGCAUUGCAGCUGCUACACGGGGGAGGCUACCACAGAAACGGGGCCAACCGCUGGUAUGACAAACCUAUGCAGUUUGUGAUAGGAAGAGAUGGAGUCUGUGGUACUGUGUGCGAACAUUCACCUUUCGAUGGCAUUGUACUGGUGCAGUGCACUGAACACUUGCUCAGGCACAUGAAAGAAAGCUCCAAAAAAUUGGUGCGAGCUGAUUCUGUGAGUGAGCUUCCUGCUCCACGGAGACUAAGAUGGAAAUGUUCCCCUGAAAUUCAGACACAUCUGGCAUCAUCAGCGGAAAAACUCCAGAGGCUAGUAAAAAAUCUGGACUUUAUCGCCUACAAGUUUGAGAAGUACGGAAAGGAAUUUAUUAAGAAACAAAAGAUUAGCCCAGAUGCCUACAUACAAGUAGCACUUCAGCUGGCAUUUUACAGAUGCCACAGGAGGCUUGUCCCUACCUAUGAAAGCGCUUCCAUACGCCGAUUUGAUGAGGGCAGAGUCGACAACAUUAGGUCUGCUACUCCUGAAGCAUUUGCCUUUGUAAAAGCAAUGACUGACGACAAGACAACUCUAUCGGAUUCUGAGAAGAUGCAGAGAUUUAAGGAUGCAAUUGCAGCUCAGACUAAUUACACUAUUCUGGCUAUUACUGGAAUGGCAAUAGACAAUCACCUGCUUGGGCUUCGAGAAGUGGCACGGGAACACUUCAAGGAACUGCCAGAGAUAUUUAUGGAUGAGACAUACUUGACAAGCAACCGAUUUAUCCUCUCAACGAGCCAGGUUCCAACUACUAUGGAAAUGUUCUGCUGCUAUGGGCCUGUGGUGCCCAAUGGUUAUGGGGCAUGUUACAACCCUCAGCAAGAGCAUAUACUAUUCUGCAUCUCAAGCUUUAAAGACUGUAAAGAAACUUCCUCAGACCUGUUUGCAAAAGCUGUGGAAGAAAGUCUCCUAGAAAUGAAAGAUCUGUGCAGCAAAUGCAAGUCUACUACAGCAAAGCCACCUGCUAAACAAGCAGCAGCCACACAGCUGCAGAGUGACCACAAACUCUAAGAAGCUGUGGGAAUUACCCUCUUGAAUCCACCUGUUCAAGAAACAACAAUAGAGCUGUUCGAAGGCAAGGUAGCACUAGUAAUAUGUUAGUAUAGAACAAAAAAAGCCAUUUGUUUUACAUUUAAAACCCUGUUCAUAUGAAAUGUACCAUUUCUUGCUUGAGAGUAAGGAAAAAGGUAUGGUCUCACUGGCUGAAAUGAAGGAGGAAGUAGUGUAAGUCUGUGUUGUACCACCAUUUCUAACCAUAACUAACUUAUGCCAUUUUAUCACAUAAAACAUAGAGUAAGUUUGUAUAUGACAAAUUAAAUACUAAGACAUACCAACUAAUUAACAUCUCCUGAAACCAGUUCUAAAAUAUUCUCAUCUAUUCCAGCAAAAUUUGCAUGUAAAGGAAAAAAAAAAAACCCCAACAAUUAAAAAAACCCAAAAAGGGAAUUUCCCCUAACAGCAAUGUUGAAAGUAACACUGUAAACAAGAAGCUGAUGCCAUCACAUCUUGAACAUUUGCAUGAAGAGUAUUUAACACCACCAUUCCAUAAGAAAUAUAGAUUAUCCUUAAGAGUGAAUGCUAUUACCACAAAUAGAGUUUAGGAAGAUUAGUGUUCACAUAUUCACUCAAUUGAAAAAUGCUGCUGAUAUAAUCUGGCCUCUAUUCUAGUUUGCUCUGGCCUCAAGCACCAUUCUAUUCUGAAAGGAGCAUAUUAGAGGUAAGAUCCAUGACAAAAACUGAGGAAAUUUUGCCUGUAAUGAAUUUACUUAAUUAUUUUCUUGUAUGGGUCAGCAAAAUCCAGUUUGACAGAGAAACAAAGCACAAAGCGUAUGUGCAAUUGAGUC
This is a messenger RNA of Pogoniulus pusillus (Red-fronted tinkerbird), 2918 nucleotides long. RefSeq names its product choline O-acetyltransferase (gene CHAT). Gene Ontology annotation, cellular component: neuron projection; cytoplasm. NCBI's taxonomy places the organism in Eukaryota, Metazoa, Chordata, Aves, Piciformes, Lybiidae. The record is from RefSeq and is a predicted model, not a curated record. The coding region runs from base 163 to 2085 and encodes 640 amino acids. Gene Ontology annotation, biological process: acetylcholine biosynthetic process; neuromuscular synaptic transmission. Gene Ontology annotation, molecular function: choline O-acetyltransferase activity. The transcript is spliced from 15 exons.